Osmia lignaria (orchard mason bee) is the source of this 2716-nucleotide messenger RNA. RefSeq lists its product as uncharacterized. Gene Ontology annotation, cellular component: nucleus. Gene Ontology annotation, molecular function: RNA polymerase II cis-regulatory region sequence-specific DNA binding; DNA-binding transcription factor activity, RNA polymerase II-specific. Gene Ontology annotation, biological process: regulation of transcription by RNA polymerase II; cell differentiation. NCBI's taxonomy places the organism in Eukaryota, Metazoa, Arthropoda, Insecta, Hymenoptera, Megachilidae. The record is from RefSeq and is a predicted model, not a curated record.
CUCGAAUUUCUGCCAAGCGUAUUCCGCUCGAGACGACGGAAGCGUAAUCGUCGAGAGUUUCAAGCUAGAGCGAAAGGGGUGAAUUCAGCAAGGGGGGAAAAUUCAUUAACACCCUUAAUUUACAGACAAAAUCAAACACAAUUAACACGUCGUCAAAUAUAGAUUAAUAAAUCUACAAUGGACGUGUUAGAGAGCUUCCAGUGAGGGCUAAUUCCAUCAGAAACGUUCAACCAUUCAUCUGGAAGGAUCAAUUUAAGUCAUCUAGUUAGGGGGUUAAGGAGCAGCGAAGAGACGCGUGAAAAACCGUGUUCUGAAGAUCGAAAAAGGAUCGGAAAGAGGAAGAAGAAUGGUCGUAAGUCGCGAUCGACGAGAGCCAGAGAGUGGAGGGAUGUUUGAGCUGGUGGGGGUGGCUGGCAUAGAAGGGGGAGAUAGCGGGGAAGGGAAGAAGGAAGCUGACGGCGAAGUGGCCGCAGACUAAUUCGAAAAAUAAGUCUCCACGCGCGACAAGCACACUUGACCGAAGCACACUCGCCGCGAAAGGGUGCACGCGGUCCGCCUCGAGUGUUCGCGAGUGACAAUUAAUUAAUUCGAUCGACAAAAGAAUUCGUGAACGUGAAAAUUGUCGACCGGUCUCAAUCGAACCGUGUCUGCAGUGCUUGUGACUCUGAAAAGUGUUGAACAAUCGAACUAGAAAGAUGUUUCUCGAGGGUUGUUACUGUCUUCAAAAGUGAAACAUGUUAAUUAUUAACAAAAUGAAAGAAAUUUCCUGUUAGACUGUCGAACAGAAGACCAAAGGAACUUUUCCAAAAAUUUUGUAGUAGAAUUGUUUCUAUUCGUUAUAAGAAAAAAGGAAACAUGUCAGAGAUCAUGGACGAAGAGAAAAGAAGCGAGGCUUCUCCGAAACCUUCUCAAUUAACCCCCUUCAGCAUCGCGGACAUUCUCAGCAGAAGAACAUCUUAUCCGAAUCACGAACGACGGUCUUCGGAGUCUGAAGAAGCGCAGGGAACAUCGUUCACGAAGAAACAUCACCGAGAAUACGAUUGUUCAGAAAACGAAUACAAAGAGGGCCAAUCGGAACAGGAUUCAAAUCAGAUGGCUCGGUUCUCAAGGCUGUCUUCGCCUGAUUUGAGCGUGGCUCGUGAACUGGAUAUACUAACGAGGAACCUGGUUCACGCGAACAUCACAAAUUUUGGAACUAUCCCGCACCUGCCACAGGGAACGUUCAAACACCUAGAGAAUCUGGGGAACAUGGCUGCUUAUCAACCGAUCAAGGAAUCGAGGGAAUCCUCUCAGAGGCAGCAGGACGAGGCUCUAGACAUGAGCAAAAAUAAAUACUUGGAGGAUGGAGAAGAGGAUAUGUACGAGGCACAGAAUCACGGGCAAAAUCUUCAGAGUAGAAAGAAAAGAAGCAGAGCGGCCUUUUCUCACGCGCAAGUUUACGAACUCGAGAGAAGAUUCGCGGCACAGAAAUACCUGUCCGGACCGGAAAGAGCGGAUCUUGCGAGAGGACUGAAGCUAACGGAGACUCAAGUGAAGAUCUGGUUCCAGAACAGACGGUACAAGACGAAGAGACGACAGCAACAGGAAUUGGGCGCCCUGGUUAAUUCCGGAAACGCGAGGCGCGUGGCUGUACGCGUUCUCGUGCAUCCGGACGAGCAUUUGAGGGGAUUGCCACUUCGUGGUUCCGGCCAACUUCCCGGACAAAUGUCAACCCCGCAAAUUCAUCCGGCGAACAAAGCGCUCAGCGGUUUCCCGUACUACUGUCUCCCCUAUCAUCCCCUGCUCUGCCCACCCCUUCACUCUACUCAUAUUCAGGUACAAAACACGAUCACGCCGGAUCUCGAUCCGAGCCAGUUGGCGAAAAUGAACGACGAGAAAUAAAUCGGUAUCGUUUCGUCGAUAUCGAAACACGCGUUCGUUCGCUAAACUCGGAAACUGACCACUUUAUCAUUUUCUAAAUGGAAUUAUUUAAAUUAUGACAAUUGGGGUGCUUGCGUGGGUGCCCUAAUUAAGUAGCGUUAAAACUAGUCCAUCUGGCGUUGCUCCAUUCUAUUUUCCUUUACUUUAUUCUUUUAAUUUUGUCUCGCUACUAUUUUAUUAGAUAUUAAUUGAGGAAAAUUUUUAUUAUUGAUUUGAUUUAUAUUUUUAUUUCUAAUUAUGCAACGGAUUGAAACUCUUUAUUUAUGUUAUAAAUUCAAAUAACCGACGUAUUCUAACCACAAUGACACAUCAAUACUGCGAAGCAACGAUUAAACAGCACGAUAUUGAUUAGAACAAUUCACCCCUAUAUGCGUUAAUUGUAAACCUACUUAUAAAUAUAUCUAGGAAGAGGAUCGUGUAAAUUAGUGUGUAAAUAAUUGUAUAAAAUUGAAUUCGAGUCGAAUGGUAUCGGUGAACGGAAUAUUUAUUUAUUCUGAAGCCUCAAGACGUUGUAACGUGAAAUUGCUAUCCUAGAAAAAUCGCGUUUAGAUUAUGUCAGUAGUCCGAGGGUUAAAUUAGAGCGGCUGGAUAUGUUAAAAGGUACGAAGAAUGAUGCGUCCAUAAAAUGAAACGAAUUCAAUUAAGAGAUAAAACAGAAGCGUUUAAGAAAGGAUCAACAACGUUCUUGGUGGCUCACGUGCAAUAAAACCGAUCAUCACCGAUACCGAUUUAGCGUAAUUACACUAUUGUUUCUGCGUACCUAUGUGAUGAUACAGAUCUAUGCAAAUAUACAUGG